Caenorhabditis elegans is the source of this 1265-nucleotide messenger RNA. RefSeq names its product Zinc metalloproteinase nas-22 (gene nas-22). NCBI's taxonomy places the organism in Eukaryota, Metazoa, Nematoda, Chromadorea, Rhabditida, Rhabditidae. The record is from RefSeq and is marked reviewed. Gene Ontology annotation, biological process: molting cycle, collagen and cuticulin-based cuticle; proteolysis. Gene Ontology annotation, molecular function: metallopeptidase activity; metalloendopeptidase activity; zinc ion binding. Gene Ontology annotation, cellular component: extracellular region. Bases 13 to 1116 code for a protein of 367 amino acids. The transcript has 4 exons.
GUAGACAGAAAAAUGAAGUCGUUUUUUAUUCUUCUCUCAAUUUUACAAGAGUGCUAUGGAAAGGAUAUUGUUGCAAGAAUUGGUGGAAGAAAUGUCGCCGAAAAAAUUGGUGGAGCCCGUCAUAGGAGACAAGUAUUGAUUCGUGGGUCAGAUGAAGAGCGACGACAUAAAUGGUUCAACAAUACAGUACAUUAUUAUUUUUAUGAAGAAAAUUUCGAUUUCACUGUGAAAGAGUCAAUACUUCGUGCAAUGGAAUUGAUAUCCAAUCAUACCUGCAUUAAAUUCUCAACAGAACCAUCUGAAAAAUCAAUUCGAAUGGAAAGUGAUUCCACGACAAUCGCAUGUUAUGCAGAAAUUGGUCAGGUCCGAGAGAAUCAACUUUUUAGUUUCAACUCAGACUGCUAUUCUGCUGGUGUUGCCGUUCAUGAACUUAUUCACAGUUUGGGAUUUAUUCAUGCACAUCAGAGAUCCGAUAGAGAUCAGUAUCUCGAAUUCAAGAAAAAUCUCGAUGAAUUAAACCAAACUUAUCAGGAACAAUACAAAAUUUGGGAAUAUCAAGAGAUACUUGUUCCAUAUGAUGUUGGGAGUGUCAUGCAAUAUCCAAAUGAAGAAGACGAGGAAUAUUACCCAGUAAGAAAAUACCGUACAAUGGCAAAUACCAUGGGAUCUGCAAUAGUAGCUUUCUACGACUACCUAAUGAUCAACAAGUACUAUGAAUGUUCUUGUGCAAAUAAUCUAUCGUGUAAGAACCAUGGAUACCCAAAUCCUUCAAAUUGUUCACAAUGUAAUUGUCCAUAUGGAUUUGGCGGAGCUGAUUGUAGUCAACGCGCCGAGCCAGGUGCAACUUUUCAAGCAACUGAAACUUGGCAGAAUGUCACAAUUUCUUUAGACGCUGGAUAUAGAUAUUUGGAAAAUAAUCAGAAACUUCCGCAAGUUGAUUUCAUAUAUCAGUUUUUGUGGAUUAUGGCCCCAGCUAACAAAACAACACAAAUUCGAGUGGAGAAGUUUGUAGAAGGAAAGUGUUUGCCUGGAUGUAUUCGGGGUGGUGUUGAAAUAAAAACAAAUGAAGAUCCACGGUUGACAAGUCCACGUUUAUGUUGUGAAGAAACUUCAUAGAUCCAGUCAAACUCCAACAAUUGUCAUGGCGUUCAACGAAGAAGGGAUUGAUGAAUAUAAUAUCUCAUUUAGACAUGUUUGAUAAAUAUUCAUGAUUAAAUUAUACUCGCUACAUAAGUUCACUUUAAAUAUGAAGUCUCAAAUAUACA